AUGCUUGCCGUUGCAAAGGCCCGAUUCUCUGCCGUCGUCGCCUCCCCGCUGCUCCGGGUAGCGCCGCGGUUAAGCGGCGCGGCGAGGAAAAGUAAUAAGGCAAAACCCGCGGGGUUGGCAGAGGUCGGGGCGGCGGCAGCGGCGGCGGCUUCGCCACAGUCGCACUCGGCCGUCUUUGUCACAAUGAAGGAGACGCUGGACAACACGUUGGGGGUCUCUGCGGCGUGUGCGGCCGUGGCGCCGGAGGCAGAGAGCGGCGCACGUGACGGCGAGGCGGUGACCGCCGCGGCGGCCGACGUUGCCGCGGGGGGUAAGGUGCCUCCCUACUACAAGCCGAUGAACCUCCACCACACGCUGUAUGAGGGGGAGGUGGCGCGGCGGCUGUGCGACGCGGCCGCGGCCCGGCAGUUUCGCUCCCCUGUCUGGGCCACCGCGGCGGCCCUCGCGCGCUGCGGCAGCGCCGUGCGGGAGGGUGAGGCGGGGGUGGAGGUCGCCACGACGGUGCAACGCGUCUCGCUGUACAACCUCGAGCAGACCGGCGCCCCGGACGGGGUCGUCUCCGCUGCCCUCAGGCACGGCGAGGAAGGGUGGCCGGAGUGGCCUGACACGCCGCUCAGCGCCGCAGGACGCCCGCACUCGCGGCACGUGCAACGCACGCUGAAGGCGCACCCCUCCUACGCGCACUACACGCUGCCUCACUGGGUCACCGAGGAGGAGGCAGUUAUUCUCGGCACGGCUGUGCCGCCCUCCCAGAAGGGGUGUGGGAUUCUCAUCACACGACGGCCGCAGGCAACCCCACCGCCGGCCGCGGAGGCGGAGAAGUCUCUGCAAGCGGCGCAGCAGUCUCCGGCGAGUCCCGAGAUGGACUUCUACAUGCUUUACAAUGCCGCGCAGCUGGAGGAUCCAGCCAAGGUGACACGGGAGACAUGUCCCCCCGCCUUCUUUUGUAGCGCGAGUGGUCGGCGGUACGGGAUCCCUCUCAGCCUGCACAUGCGACGGUACUGCCAAACGUACAACCUAGGCAUGCUACCAAUGGUCGUCUUCCUAACGGCCUCGCGGCUCCACCGUCUUGGGGGCGAGCUGCGCCCGAUGGAGGACGAAGUCCCGCCCUUCACAAGUGUCAUCAAUGACGAGGUCGUCUCCCUUCAUCACGCGGAAACCACCACCAUACACAAGGAGCUGCUGCGACGGGCCGAAACGCUUCGGCGAGAAGAAUUAGAUCGGAUCACGGCAGUGACGGUAUAG
This is a messenger RNA of Trypanosoma conorhini, 1245 nucleotides long. RefSeq lists its product as uncharacterized. Bases 1 to 1245 code for a protein of 414 amino acids. The record is from RefSeq and is a predicted model, not a curated record. The transcript has a single exon. NCBI's taxonomy places the organism in Eukaryota, Euglenozoa, Kinetoplastea, Trypanosomatida, Trypanosomatidae.